Medioppia subpectinata is the source of this 720-nucleotide messenger RNA. The record is from the annotation of a GenBank genome assembly. Lineage: Eukaryota; Metazoa; Arthropoda; Arachnida; Sarcoptiformes; Oppiidae.
UUCGCGAAAGGAGUCCACGAGAAGGGUCUCAAUCGGCGACAACUGAUCACCGAAGAAGUGUUGGUGUCUUUGGUGGCGCUGUUGGACACACUGUCAGCGCUGGUCGACGAAGUGAAACCUCUGGAUGACGACAAGAACCAGAGGUUUGGGAACAAAGCGUUCAGAAUUUGGUUCACUCGUAUGGAGACCGAAGUCGAGGAACAGCUGAAUCAAGUGCUGACCGCCGAAGAAGUGGCAGAACUGAAACCUUAUUUGUUGGACUCGUUUGGUAACCAACAGCGUAUAGACUACGGCACCGGACAUGAGAUGUGUUUCGUUAUCUUUCUCAUGGGUUUAUAUAAAUUGAAAUUAAUUAACACAAGCGAUGAAGUGCUGAACAAAGAGGUGGUCCGCGGCCUCAGCCACCAGUUGCUGACAGUGUUCGGUGUGCUAUAUCUGCCACUCGUACGCAAAAUCCAAUUACGGUAUCGCUUAGAACCGGCCGGAAGUCACGGCGCCUUCUCUUUGGACGACUUCCAGUUUCUGCCGUUUUAUUUCGGAUCCGCACAACUGGUGGGUCACCCGUAUGUCGAACCGCAUUCAUUCCCCGACCCAGAAGUGGCCAAACGACACAAAGACGACCUCAUGUUCUAUUCGGCCAUCCAUUUCAUCCACGAAGUGAAAAGAGGGCCUUUCGCUGAGCACUCGAACCAACUCUGGAACAUCUCAGGAGUGGACGAC